CCGAACGCCACUUGGCGAUUGUAUCUUGCGGUGCCGCCAUGGACAAGGAGGUCCCCGAGCUCGAUCAUGACGAUCGAAUCGACCAGUUCUCGACGGCCAAGUCUCACGACGACGAGAUCGAUGGUCCUGGUGGAGACGAUGAUAGCGUCACGCCUCAAGCAACAUCGGAUUUGGACGUCAAGGAGCUGUCAAUACGAGUCACCCAUACACGCGCGGACCGCCUCGAAGAAAUGCAGUCGGUGGUGAAGAGAGUUGUGUACGAAUCGCGCGGUCCAUUGUACUUGGAUCUGUGCUCGCGCACGUUUCCUCAUCUCGGUGCGCUCGUGAAAUCGUUUCGCACGACGGCUGAUGGAGGGAAAGGCCAAGCCGAGCUCAGUGGAAACGUGCACAUUGGUGACCUCGUCCUAUCCCUUAACGACGUCGACUGCACCGUGCUUCCAUUUCAGCAUGUCGUUCUUGAAGCGAAAAACGCCAACUUCCCGCUUGUGCUGACGGUGCUGCCCAAGGUGUACGUUCCCGAGUUCUUUCCAAUUGCCCCACCUAGCGUUCCCGGUCGCCGUGGAAGUGAGCACACUCUGUCGACGGACCCAUCACAACCCUGCACUCCAACUAAUGGAAGCGUUGGGCGAUGGGGGAAAUUUGGGCAAAUCCUUGACAUGCGACCAAAGCGGGCAUCCCUGACUGCCGUGGACAUAACCAAGGCAACGAUCCUGACUUCCCCACGAGUUCACGCUGUCACAACCAACUCGACGUCGACGUCGUCGUCUCCGCCUUCCCCGGCCACCACGACCACCGUGGGAACACUCUCGACAACGUCAGUGGGAUGGACUGCCACGCCACCAGCACCUCAGCACCAGCAACAACAGCCAGGCGGCCGGACGCCCCCCGGCACUGUCACCACCAACAAUGAGAAAUUCCAACAAAAGUUCAAAAAUUGGCAAGAUUCGAUCACGCUCGACAAAGUCGUGACGUCCAGCACGAAUCUGCUCAAGUUUAUGGGUGGGAAAAAAACCCCCGACGAAAAAGACGAGUGGACGCAAUGGCUCCAUGGCGCUUCGAUUGCAUUCCGAGAACACACGAAUGCGUUCCACACGUCUGGUCUCCACCUCGUGUCGACUGGAAAGGCCAUGGGCGUCGAAGACGGUGAAGUCCAUUGCCAGUGGUUCCGCAUCUUGCCCGCGACGAACGAAUGGUUGUUGCUGCAAGGAGCUACCCACCGCACGUACAUGCCAUCGAUUGACGACGUUGGAGCUACGAUUGGGCUGUCGUGCUGCAUCAGUCGCCUUGGGUCCAUGUCCCCCGUGAAACUCGUCCAACUCGAUCAACCACUUGUCGUUGAUCCGUCCGUUCAAGACACGACCCGCAUGAUGGUGGAAGCAGGGUCCGCUUCGUUCUCGGCAACACUGGCAAACUCGGAGCUCGUCAGCUUUCAACUGAAAGUGGACACGAAUCACGUGGUCGUGAUUCAAAUUACAGAAGACGAUUUUGAUACGGUCGUCGAUGCUCCGUACGACGAUCAGUUGCAUGUGUACUUGGACCCUGAAGACUCGACGCGAUUCGUGCUGCGCUUUCGGCCGUCGGGGGAUGCCGUCGGCGUCGUGACGGAGGACACCGCAGGACUUUUGUCAAACGUUGGGAUCCGCCCCGGCAUGCUCUCAACAUUGCAUCUGACUGCUCAAAGCGCCUCGACGCGAGAUAUCAUUGCAUCGACCCUGCGAUCGUUUCGAGCGCAACGGUUGGCGUCGAACGAAGCACACGAAUCUGCUCGACGAGCGGAAGCGACUUACUUCGGCAACGUCGUCGACAAGGCGAGCCUUCGCCUGCCUGCCGUGCUCACCAGCAAGACCGACUCGGACUCACUUGGUUCGAACGACGAUGUUCCAGGUGAUUUGGACGUCAAGACCCCAGGGAUCAAGACCAUUGCAACGACCGACGAAGUCUUCGAACUCAAGAGGCAGCUGGCGUCGCAAUCGCUUGUAAUCAAAGCCACGCAAAAUGAACGCAACUUGAUGGCAAUUGCAGUGGAAGUGCGCGACCGAAAGCUCGACGACCAGGUGGCGGUCAACACGGCGUUGCAAUUGCAAGUCGAGUCGUUGCGUGGGGAGCUCAAGGUCGCCAACGCUGCGAUCGAGCGAAGCAAACGAAUGGAAGAGUCCGCCCUUCGCCUGCAGCAAUCCUGUGCAGACCUGAAGAGGACCAACGAAGCACUGGAAUCUCAGCUCGCUGUCGUGAGGACCCACAACCACGAAAUGGAGGCCAAAUGGGCUGCAUUGGACGAAGACUGCCGCACCGUGCGGGCCGAGUUGGCGGCACAGCAGGCUCUGUGCAUGAAUCUUGUGGAAGAAAGGAACAAUUUGAAGUCGAAAGCGACGGAUCUAUCCAAGGAAUUGCGUCGACUGCUAAAAGUACGUUGUGUAGAGUUGAAUGACCAUGAAUGGCUUUCGUGGUGCGCACAGCAUGGUCAGAGCGUGGGCGACGUCGAAGCUCAGUUGUUUGAACGCAUGCAACUUCAGAUCGAUCUAGCCGAGGCCAAAGCCGACGUAAAGCGGUAUCAGGACGAGAUGAAUGAAUUCAAAAACGCUUUGGAUUGUCACGUCAAGCAACGGGGCAUGGGCGACGUCGUACGCCCUCGAAGUUGCUUGCGACUGGCUGAAUCUCGACAUGUAGGAAAUGCAACGAGUGCUGAGCCAAAACAAGGAGCUGCAGCGCCUCGUGACACACUUUUCGACCGCACUGAGCGCGUCGCAAGAGGAAGUUGCCAAAUGGAAAACCUUUUACGACAACAGUCCGUUGAAGGGAAUGAUGGCAACCCAGAUCCACCUCACCAAGUCGACGUCGUUCAAGCGCAACGAGCAGCUCGUGUUUGACGAAGACGACGAAGAGAGCGACGACGAGGCGGAGGGAAAAAGUUCAAACGAAUGAUCUUUGUUCACUGCACGACCUCCGGUUUGCAUGAAUAGCCAUCGGUGCGAACGGAACAAACUGUUGCCCGAUGCACGGUUGGGCUGUGGCAAGCAUGGAGGCGUCGCCAGUCGGACCAGCUACACCAUCACAGAUGUGUGACACCCACGAGAGUACGAGACUGACGCGACGGAUCUGGACGCUCGUCGUUGCAAGCACAACCCUUUCAAAAAAACUGUUGGUCCCGCUUGGAAUCCACGGUCAAGAUGAGGCUACAUGAAAUCAGCUCCCAUCUCCAGCACACCUCAUCAGCAGAGAUUGUAGUCGAUAGAGAUUCCAUGGGGGACGGAGAUGUCGAUCAGCUGGAUUGGAUGAAGUCGUGUGCCCAAGCGUCAUUCCAAAACUGGUGGAACGAGAAGAGUUCAGAAAGCACUUGUGACCGCGCUCGCACGUAAAGUUGUCGGCAGCGAGGAAGCUGCCGCAAGCCUGCACUCAAAACGUCGGUUUUGGCGGCAUGACCUUUUGUUUCCUGUACGUUGAUAAAAAAUCAGGCUGGAGUCGUCAUGCGUGCUUGAUCGAACGACCGGACAUGACGAUGCAGUCGACGAGCGACGGAAACGCUUCUUCGUCAACUUCUGGAUAUGGCACGAGUGUCUUCAAGUCCACCGAGGCAAGCGUGGACGCAAGCAGACUGCACGUCGUCGCUACCAAGUGGUGCCGUUCCGCCAACGCCCCCGCUAACUCUUCCUGAUGGUUGUCCAUGAGUUGUGUAUUCGGAAUCACGAUCAGGUGUUUGCGCUCGACGAGGGUGUCCAUGAUGGAUCCAGCGCCGGCAUGACUGAGUACGAGAGAUGCCCGCCGGAUGUCGUCCUUGUACGCUGGAUUGAACCGGUAGAACGAUGUGGUGAAGGUGUCGUUAGCAAUAACGCGCGGUUCGUGCGUGCCACGGCCAAUCUGAAACAGGAUUUCGUCAUAUCCCUUCUGCUUGAGAAUCGCAUGGACUUCGUCCGUGUCCACAGCCGCGAUCAUCUCAUCAAAGCACGUCGUUCCCACCGUCACGAACACCAUCUUCUUCGGCAUCGUCGUCGGCGGCACGUCCCCAGUCG
This is a messenger RNA of Aphanomyces invadans, 4007 nucleotides long. RefSeq lists its product as hypothetical. Gene Ontology annotation, molecular function: protein binding. Lineage: Eukaryota; Oomycota; Saprolegniomycetes; Saprolegniales; Verrucalvaceae. The transcript has 13 exons. The record is from RefSeq and is a predicted model, not a curated record. The coding region runs from base 39 to 2867 and encodes 942 amino acids.